Messenger RNA from Vitis vinifera (wine grape), 802 nucleotides. RefSeq lists its product as uncharacterized. The transcript has a single exon. The coding region runs from base 2 to 565 and encodes 187 amino acids. Lineage: Eukaryota; Viridiplantae; Streptophyta; Magnoliopsida; Vitales; Vitaceae. The record is from RefSeq and is a predicted model, not a curated record.
UAUGCGUAUAAAAAAACCACCGCACACCCCAAAAACAUAUAUGUUUGCAGUCAUGAACAACAUGGAAUAUCGCAGGAGAUCAAGGGAUCAGAUGGGCGGCAGAUCGAAGUCGGAAGUUCUUUGCAGGAAGCACCCAAAACACCGGCAAUCACCAGGCGUUUGCUCCAUUUGUCUGAGGGAAAGACUCUCUCAGCUCUCCACCAGCUCACGCAGUGCCUCCACCACCGUGGCUUCUGCUUCUUCAUCCUCUUCUCUGUCCUCUUAUUCCUCCCAUUAUUCUUCUUCGGAGGCUUCUUCUUGUUCGUCUCCCAUGCAGCGUUAUCGCUUUGAUUCCGAUGCAAAAGGCUCCUUCUCUUUCUUGUUAAGUGGGAAAAACAUGCUCACCAAGAGCAGAUCAGUGGCUUUUGUUACGCGCAUGCGAGCUGGGGAUGCAAGCCAACGUAACAAGAAAAGCGGGUUUUGGUCGAAGCUGCUUCGUCCCAGGGCUAAGAGAACAGAAGAGGUUUUGGUGUACUCAAGGACGGUGAGAGAAAGGGUAGGAAUUGGCGCUACCAGGAUUCGAUAGGGCAGAUUCCUCAAAAACAAAAAUUUUCAUUUUCCAUUUUUUUGAUAGAUGAAGGUGCAACCAUUAGAUUUACAACACAACAGGAAAGUAAAAUUUAGUUCAAUCUCCAAAGUAUUGGAAUAAAAAAGUGAGACAGUGUGUUGUUUGUGUGUAUAUACAUAAUUGUUACGUUUGUGUAUUGAUCCCUCUUGGGGGUUACAUGAAAGGAAAGGAAAAAAAAAAAAGCUCCUUGAUUGA